Molecule: messenger RNA, 1171 nt
Organism: Sabethes cyaneus
Lineage: Eukaryota; Metazoa; Arthropoda; Insecta; Diptera; Culicidae
Exons: 4
Coding region: 62-994 (310 amino acids)
Source: RefSeq, a predicted model, not a curated record
UGCUGUGUUGCUAUGCUGUCGAGUCUGUUCGAGUUCGGCACAGCAUUUUAACCCGCGCAACAUGGACGAAGUCGACAAAAAGUUGAAGAAUUUUUUAAUAAACGCCAACGCGACUGGCAUCCAGUUAAAUUGUUUACCAUCGUUUUCCAAACAUCGGGAGAUACUGCAGCGGGACUAUUUGCACUCCAGUGGAACACAAAAAUGUAAACUCAUUCUGGUGGUUCUUGUUUGCGCCUUCGGAAGGCACUAUUUCAGCGAGCUGCUUGCAAAUGAAGAUUGCAUCUUGGCUAUGCCCAACCAGUUGCAAAAGGCGUUUCGCCCGCCGGAGAGCUGCAACUUCUGCCAGGACGUACGAAAUGUGCCCCGCAUCGCAAAUGUAGAUCCGGACGAAUUCGAGCAAAAGUACGCUUACUUGGGUGGACCGGUUAUUGUGACGGAUGCAACGGUUAACUGGACGGCGACCGAGUUAUUUGAUUAUUGGUUUUUCAAAGAGAUUUACCAAACAUAUGGAAGACGAAAGGGAGCUGCCAGAUGUCAGUUUUUUCCGUACCAGACCGAGUUUCGUAAUAUUUUUGAAGCUCUCAAUCUGAGCGAAGCUCGGGUCAAUUAUGCACCGGGUCAGAAGCCGUGGUAUUUUGGAUGGAGUAACUGUGACCCUCACAUACUGAAGAUCUUGCGACAGCACUACGGUCGACCUUACUUUUUACCAAGGACGUCAGAAAACAAUGCUGUGGACUGGGUGUUUAUGGGCGGUACUGGCUUGGGAGCACAUAUGCACGUGGACAAUGUUCGGCUGCCAUCUUGGCAGUCUCAACUAAGAGGAGCUAAGGAGUGGAUUUUGGCACCGCCUCCAGAGUGCUAUUACAGCUGUAAUUUCAUAUCGGUCGUUGUACAAACCGGAGAUACUAUUGUUCUUGACACCAAUAAGUGGUACCACAAAACCAACGUACUCUCCGGAGAAAUAAGCAUCACAAUUGGUGCCGAGUAUGAUUAGAUUCUCGAAAGCAAUUGUCAACUCACCUGGAAAUGAUAGUGGUUGCAGGUGGAAACUCAACAAUAUCUUCUCUUAUCUCGAGAUCAUUGUAAAAGCUUACAACAUGCGGCUCGUUGUUUCGAAACACACAGGACCCGUUUGCCGAAGGAAUCCGAUGAAACAGCGGAUCGUCGUCAU